UCCGAAAGCUGACUUUUGCCCCUCCAGCAGUUCGACACACCAUUGAUAUUCAACAACUCCACACCCACUUGUGUGCCCAACAACUGGAGCUAGCGGCUUUGAACUUCAAUCCGCGCUCAAUCCUCUCUCGAUUCAAUAUCCCACGCAGAGUACCGACAUCUAAAGAACGCAAAAAUGAAGUCCCAGGUCAUCGACAAUGUUCCGAAGAAGAUUGGGGAGGUCCAGUUCGGUGUCAUGUCCUCGCAGGAUGUGGUUAAGCAGGGAGUUGUUGAGGUCGCGACGCGAGAGCUAUACGAUUUGGACGGAGGGCGGACAUUGAAGAAGAACGGUGCUCUUGAUGCGCGCAUGGGGAUCUCGUCGAAAUCUGGUACCUGCGAAACCUGCGGCGAAGGCCUUGCCAACUGUAAUGGUCAUUUUGGUCAUGUCAAGCUUGCGCUACCAGCAUUCCACAUCGGUUACUUCAAGGCGAUCAUCACCAUGCUUCAGAACAUUUGCAAGGACUGCGCGCGGGUAUUAUUGGACGACAACCAACGGCGACAGUUUUUGAAGAUGCUGCGGACGCCCGGUAUCGACAACUUGAGACGUAUGGGGAUCUGUAAAAAGAUCAAUGUCCAGUGCAAGAAGGCGCGAACAUGCCCGCAUUGCCAUGCUAUCAACGGUGUUGUCAAGAGGAGUGGACCACUGAAAAUUACGCACGACAAAUUCAGGGCGUUCAAUUCGUCGACAGCGGCCAAGAAGAUACCCCCGGAGUCGAAAAUCUUGUUUGACAGGUCAUUCGCCGAGGCAAAGAAGGCUAAUAAUGAUCUAGACAAGCACGUAAAAAGGGCUAUGGACGACUUGAACCCCCUGAAAGUGCUCAACCUCUUCAAGCAAGUUCUUCCGCCAGACUGCGAGCUCUUGGGAAUGAAUCCGGAAAAGGGACGGCCAGAGAUGUUUAUCUGGCAAUAUGUGCCGGCGCCGCCAGUCUGCAUUCGGCCCUCCGUCCAGCAGGAUUCGGCGAGUAAUGAGGACGACUUGACUGUGAAGCUGACAGAGAUCAUCUUUGUGAGUUCACUAAUACGCGCUGGAUUGCAAAAAGGAAAACCAAUUCAGCAGCUUGUGGAGCAGUGGGACUACAUGCAAGCUCAAAUCGCAAUGUACAUCGACAGUAGUCAGCCGAUGAUCACAAGGAACUACACGGAUAUCAAACCUAUCCGCGGGUUUUGCCAACGGCUAAAGGGAAAGCAAGGUCGCUUCCGUGGCAAUCUUUCGGGAAAGCGUGUCGACUUUUCAGGGCGAACCGUCAUUUCGCCGGAUCCGAACUUGAGUAUCGAGCAGGUCGCCGUUCCGAUCCACGUAGCGAAGAACUUGACAUAUCCAGAAAAGGUCUCGCGGUAUAAUAUCGAGAAGCUUCGCCGGUUAGUUGAAGUUGGUCCCGAUGAAUGGCCUGGCGCGAACUACAUCAUCAAGAAGAACUCGGAUUACAAGAUGUUCCUGAAAUUCGGUGAUAGGAAACGUCAGGCGGAAAACCUCCAGAUAGGGGAUAUUGUGGAGAGGCAUCUGGAGGACAAUGAUGUAGUACUAUUCAAUCGGCAACCGUCGUUGCACAAACUCAGUAUCCUCAGUCAUUAUGCUAAAAUUCGACCAUGGAGGACAUUCCGUCUCAACGAGUGUGUGUGCAAUCCAUACAACGCCGAUUUCGAUGGCGACGAGAUGAAUCUCCACGUUCCGCAGACCGAAGAAGCAAGGACGGAGGCUAUCCAGCUGAUGGGUGUGAAGAACAAUCUCUGUACUCCACGUAACGGAGAGCCCAUCAUUGCCGCUAUUCAGGAUUUCAUCACGGCGGCGUAUCUCUUGAGCAGCAAAGAAAUCUUCUACGACCGGAAGACAUUCGGGCAUAUUUGCAUGUACAUGGUGGAUGGCAACGAACAGAUCGACCUGCCGCCUCCGUCGAUUUUGAAGCCACAAGCUCUUUGGACCGGCAAACAGAUCUUCAAUCUCAUGAUGAAGCCGAACAAGAAGUGUCCAACGCUCGUUAAUCUGGACGCGAAGUGCCGAGACUACAAACCUGUGGCUGGACAAGCGCCGGAUUUGUGCGAAAACGAUGGAUUCUUGGUCAUUCGGGGCAGCGAGAUCAUGUGUGGACUUAUGGACAAGUCGACUGUCGGAUCCGGUAAGAAAGACUCAGUCUUCUAUGUCAUUCUGAGGGAUUACGGGCCAGACGAGGCUGUGCGUUCGAUGAACCGACUGGCGAAGCUUUGUGCUCGUUGGUUAGCGAACAAGGGCUUCUCGAUCGGAAUCAACGAUGUCCUUCCUGGUGCCAAUCUAAGGAGGGAGAAGGAUCUUAUGGUCGAGGACGCCUAUGCGCAGUGUGAUAACUUGAUUCUGCAGUUCAAAGAGGGAAAGCUGGAGAAGGCCGCAGGAUGUGACGAAGAGACCACCCUGGAAAAUAAGGUCCAAGGUAUCCUGAGUAACGUCCGUGACAAGGUGGGAGAUAUUUGUAUGAGAGAGUUGAGCAAGUACAACUCACCUCUGAUCAUGGCAUGCUCUGGAUCCAAAGGUUCCAAGAUCAACGUUUCCCAAAUGGUUGCUUGUGUCGGACAGCAAGUCAUUGCUGGAAAACGUGUUCCUGAUGGAUUUGACGAUCGUUCGUUGCCACAUUUCGCCAAAAACUCGAAGCAGCCUCCAUCCAAGGGUUUCGUGCGAAACAGUUUCUUUUCCGGGCUUACACCUACUGAGUUUUUGUUCCACGCUAUUUCUGGUCGUGAAGGUUUGGUUGAUACUGCUGUCAAGACCGCCGAAACCGGUUACAUGUCGCGUCGUCUGAUGAAAUCUCUGGAGGAUCUCUCUGCAAACUACGACGAAACCGUACGAACAUCUUCUUCCGGUAUCGUGCAGUUCAGGUAUGGUGGAGACAGUUUGGAUCCUGUGGACAUGGAGGGUGACGCUCAGCCCGUGAACUUCAACCGCACGUUCUACCACUCUGAGAAUAUCACCUUUAAAGAAGAGGCUGAUGGACUCCUGCCGUACGAACUCAUUGAGCUGUGUGAUAGCGUCCUUCAUCCGCUGGAGGCAAAAGAGAUCCGGAAGGACUUAUUGGGGAACAUCAUCUCGGAUGCCGAGCUGGAAAAGCUGACUGGCCGCGCUUUUGCCAUGGCCCUCGACGAGAACGAGAGUUUGCGUGCGUUCUACCAGUCCAUCAGGAAUUACGUCCGAGCAAAGGCGGAUGCGCUUGCAAACCUGCGAGAAAAGUUCGGCCUGCCUCGUGGAGACGAGAUGCCCGAAUCAGAAGAACACAGAGGCCCUGGCCUUGAUGAGUACUUCCCCAAGGAUAAAGUUCGGGCCGUCAAGCAAGUUGCGAAGAUCUCGAAGGAUUGCCUAAACGAGUUCCUCAAGCAGUGUCUCACCAAGUACAAGCGUGCUAAGAUCGAGCCCGGAUCCGCCGUUGGUGCCGUCGGUGCGCAGUCUAUUGGUGAGCCUGGAACUCAGAUGACUCUGAAGACUUUUCAUUUUGCUGGUGUCGCGUCCAUGAACGUCACUCUCGGUGUGCCUCGUAUCAAGGAGAUCAUCAAUGCUUCCAAGAUCAUUUCUACUCCGAUUAUCACCUGCAAAUUGGUCACCAAGGACGACGAGCGGGCCGCUCGUGUUGUCAAGGGAAGAAUGGAAAAGACCUACCUGUCAGAUAUUAUUCAUUAUAUCGAGGACGUCUGCGCUCCGGAAGACAGUUACGUCUCCGUCCGUAUCGACUGGCGCACCAUCGAGGCGCUGCAGCUCGAAAUUGGGGUGGAUCACAUCAUCAGUGCUAUCGUCAAAGCCAAGCUCAAGAUUCUACGACAAGAUGUGCGAGUGGUUGGUAAUAAAAUUCGCAUCUACGUUCGGGAACUUGCUCCGAAGGAACGUAAUCCCAAGGAUGACGGAGAUGUCUACCUCCGUGUGCAGGCCCUCAAGCGGGCUCUCCCUACCAUCGUCGUUAACGGCUACCCCAACGCUGUCCGUGCGGUCGUCAAGAAAAACGAGAAGACUGGGGAGAACGAGCUAUUGGUUGAGGGAUACGGGUUGAGACAGUGUAUGAAUACCGACGGUGUUAUCGGUACAGAGACCAAGAGUAACCACAUCAUGGAGAUGAAGGAGGUUCUUGGAAUCGAGGCUGCCAGACAAUCCAUCAUCGGCGAAGUUUCUUACACUAUGCGCGAGCACGGAAUGGACAUUGAUCCCAGACACAUGCAGCUCUUGGGCGACGUGAUGACAUUCAAGGGAGAAGUUCUCGGAAUCACCCGAUUCGGUCUUUCCAAGAUGCGAGACUCAGUUCUGCAACUCGCAUCUUUCGAGAAGACGACGGACCAUCUCUUCGAUGCCGCGUUCCACAUGAAGAAGGACGAAGUGCAGGGUGUGAGUGAGUGUAUCAUCCUGGGACAAAGCAUGACGAUUGGUACUGGUGCUUUUGGUGUGGUCAGAAACUUGAUGAUUCGGGAUAAAGACCUGAAGCCGAAGAAGUUGCUAUUUGAGGAGUGUUGGAAGGGGAAGUACUUGAAAAAUCAGGUGGCGGUCAUGUAGAUGGUGGAAUUUUCGUACUAAAUAGCAAAUAGAAAGGCCUGUGAGCUGUAGUGGGAUACCUGAUCGAGG
This is a messenger RNA of Tricharina praecox, 4602 nucleotides long. RefSeq lists its product as uncharacterized. The coding region runs from base 175 to 4533 and encodes 1452 amino acids. The transcript has 7 exons. Gene Ontology annotation, molecular function: DNA binding; DNA-directed RNA polymerase activity. Gene Ontology annotation, biological process: DNA-templated transcription. NCBI's taxonomy places the organism in Eukaryota, Fungi, Ascomycota, Pezizomycetes, Pezizales, Pyronemataceae. The record is from RefSeq and is a predicted model, not a curated record.